Molecule: messenger RNA, 1257 nt
Organism: Nipponia nippon (crested ibis)
Lineage: Eukaryota; Metazoa; Chordata; Aves; Pelecaniformes; Threskiornithidae
Source: RefSeq, a predicted model, not a curated record
AUGCCGGACAUCUCAGCAUGGUGCCAAAAUCCCAGGGCCGGCUGCCGUGAGUGCCCUUCCCGGCCGUGGCACACACCGCUCACCGAGGCCGGGCUGCGGGAGAGCAGAGCAUUUCCCAGGCCCACGGCAACGGCAGAUGUCUCACAAGAUCAGUCGGCCGAGGAGACCGGCCAGAGCUGCCAAGUGUGCCAGCUCCAUCAGGCCCCUGUGACAGGCAGCAUCCCGCUCCGAGCCCCGGGGCCGGGGCUGGCCCCGAGCGGGCAGCGGGAGCGGGCAGCGCGGCGCCAGGCUCGCCGCCUCUCCCCGGCGGGGCAGGCAGAGCCCUGCCUCUGCAGAGUUGCUCAGCAGGGAGAUAGCGGCCGCAGGGGCACGUCGCCGCGGAAGAAGCUGCGUGCCUGCCCAGCGCACCCGCGCGGGGACGAGCCCACGCUGCAGGGCCGCCGCUUGGAGCACGACGCCCAGACCUGUGUCCGGGGGUGCCUGCGACCCCCCAGCUGCAGGGUGGAGGAGGGAGUUUGCGGCCGCCCCCUCCCCGCUGCAGCCCCUGGGGCUGGUGCCAAGCCACCUGCAUCAGCCCUCGCGCACCGGCUGCGCUUCUGCUCGCGGUGCGCGUCCGCAGCAGAGCCCGGCAGCAGGCUGCGCUCCGUCACGGCCCCGGGAAGGACCGGGCUGCAGCGGGCUGGGCUGCGUGCCGGCGCCGUGUCCUCACUCUCUCCUCCCUUCUCCCUGCCAGGUUUGCACGUCUUCGCCAUCGCCUUCGCCUUGGAGGUGUCGGUGGGGAAGACCAACACUGUGAUGGCUCUGAAUAACUCCGACGUCCUGCUGCCCUGCACCUUCACCACCUGCAUAGGCUUUCAGGACCUGGUCUUCACGUGGUAUUUCAACUCGACAGAGAUGAUUUACCACGGCAAGAUAAAGAGCAAAGCCUCGGAGCCCGUCCUCGUGGGACGCAACCCACGGGUCGAGUUCGUCGGCUCGACGACCGGGAAGGACAACAACAUCUCCAUCGUCCUGAAGAACGUGGAGUUCAGCGAUGCUGGGAAAUACACCUGCCACGUCAAGAACGCCAAGGAGAAGCACGCGCAGCACAACGCCACCAUCUUCCUCACGGUGGUCCAGAAGAUGGUGGAGACAGACAACACUGUGACGCUCAUCAUCGUGGGCGUUGUAGGGGGGCUUAUCGGCCUCCUCAUCCUCUUCAUGCUCAUCAAGAGGGUUGUCCUGUUCAUCAUCAAGAAGACCCAGGAUGGGAAGUGA